AUGCCACUCUACACAACCUCCCAGAAACACCAAAUUGCGGAGUUCAUCAACUGUACACGGACAAAAGAGUCCGUUGCCGUUAAAUUUCUGAAAUCAUCUGGCUGGAGUUUACCUCCUGCCCUUGACGCGUUCUUCGCCGCUGCGGCUGGCACCUCCGCUACCAUUACCUCAGAACUUACAAAGAUCUUCGAAAGCUACCGAGAUGACCCUGUGGACAGCCCAGAUACCAUCGGUAUCACCCGAGCCAUAGAAUUCCUAGGCGAUCUGAAAGUCGAGCUCGAUGAAGUCACCUGUCUAGCCAUCGCCGAGCUCCUCCAAUCACCAUCAAUGGGCGAAUUCACCCGCGAAGGAUGGAUGGAAGGCUGGCUGAAAGCUCCUUGUGACACAAUGCCAAAAAUGCAAGCCUAUGCCAAGUCCCUUCGGGAGAGAAUUCCCCAAGAACCCGAGACUUUCAGACGAGUUUACAGAUAUGCAUUCCCGCUCUCGCGAAUGCAGGGACAACGCAAUCUCCAAUUCGAAAUUGCUGCUGAGCAAUGGCGGCUCUUCUUCACUACUGACCAUGGAGGUGUGGCGUGGAAUACGGAGACGACGCCGUGGCUGGAUUGGUGGAUUGAGUUCCUUGAGGAGCGCGGGAAGAAACCUGUUAAUAAGGAUCUGUGGGAGCAGGUUGAGGUGUUUAUGCGGAAGAGUCUGGAGGAUGAGGAGAUGGGUUGGUGGAGUCCUGAUGGGGCUUGGCCUGGUGCUCUGGAUGACUUUGUUGCUUGGGUUCAAGCUAAGAGGGGGAAGGGAUCGGAGAUGGAGGUUGAAUAA
Penicillium griseofulvum is the source of this 810-nucleotide messenger RNA. RefSeq names its product DCN1 family protein. Bases 1 to 810 code for a protein of 269 amino acids. Gene Ontology annotation, cellular component: ubiquitin ligase complex. Gene Ontology annotation, molecular function: ubiquitin conjugating enzyme binding; ubiquitin-like protein binding; cullin family protein binding. Gene Ontology annotation, biological process: positive regulation of ubiquitin-protein transferase activity; protein neddylation. The record is from RefSeq and is a predicted model, not a curated record. The transcript has 5 exons. NCBI's taxonomy places the organism in Eukaryota, Fungi, Ascomycota, Eurotiomycetes, Eurotiales, Aspergillaceae.